AUGUAUCAUAUUCAUUUUAUUUAUCCGUUUCUUGAGUUGGUCUACUGCUGCCUCUGCUGCUGCUAUGAUGUUAUGCUGCAAGAGUUGACGUUGAUGCUAAGGUUGCUGUCAGUGCUGCAUAUUUUGUGUUCCAAUUCCAUGCACUUUUUUUAA
Messenger RNA from Spirodela intermedia, 153 nucleotides. NCBI's taxonomy places the organism in Eukaryota, Viridiplantae, Streptophyta, Magnoliopsida, Alismatales, Araceae. The record is from the annotation of a GenBank genome assembly.